CCACAGUGCACAUGCGCAGUGGCAAAAAGAUUGGAAGCUCGGCAGAGAUGGCUGCGAAGAGUUUUGCUUCCAGACUUAAAGGCUCCCGGCGAUUUCUGAGUGGUUUCCUGGCCGGGGCUGUAGUGGGCGCGACAGGAGCAGGGCUGACGGCCCUGCAGUUUUUUCGGAGCCGGGGCGCUGGGGCAGCGUUGGCAGCGAGGGAGCCGGACGAAUCUGCAGAAAAGGCUGUAUUGGAACAAUUUGGAUUUCCUCUAACUGGAACAGAGACUAGGUGUUAUACUAAUCAUGCCUUGUCUUAUGAUCAGACAAAGCGGGUGCCUAGAUGGGUUCUCGAACAUAUAUCCAGAAAUAAGAUAAUGGGUGAUGCCGACAGAAAACAUUGUAAAUUCAAGCCGGAUCCCAACAUCCCUCCAGCCUUCAGUGCCUUCAAUGAGGACUAUUUUGGAAGUGGCUGGUCACGAGGACACAUGGCUCCAGCAGGAAAUAACAAAUUUUCUAGUAAAGCCAUGGCUGAAACCUUUUACCUUUCUAAUAUUGUGCCUCAGAAUUUUGAUAAUAAUUCUGGAUAUUGGAACAGAAUAGAAAUGUACUGUCGUGAACUGACAGAGAGGUUUGAAGAUGUUUGGGUGGUGUCUGGACCUUUAACCUUACCUCAGACUAGAAGUGAUGGGAAAAAAACAGUUAGUUACCAGGUGAUUGGUGAAGACAAUGUGGCAGUCCCCUCACACCUUUAUAAGGUGAUAUUGGCUCGCAGAAGCCCAGAGUCUACUGAACCGCUGGCACUGGGGGCCUUUGUGGUGCCCAAUGAAGCCAUUGGUUUCCAACCCCAGUUAACUGAAUUCCAAGUGAGCCUCCAGGACCUAGAGAAGUUGUCGGGACUGGUGUUUUUCCCUCGUUUGGAUAGAAGCAGUGAUAUCAGGAAUAUCUGUUCUGUGGACACCUGUAAGCUUCUGGAUUUCCAAGAGUUCACUCUGUACCUGAGCACAAGAAAGAUUGAGGGAGCCCGUUCAGUACUCAGACUGGAAAAGGUCAUGGAAAACUUGAAGAAUGCAGGAAUUGAACCAGAUGAUUACUUCAUGAGUCGCUAUGAGAAGAAGCUAAAAGAACUCAAAGCGAAGGAGCAGUCAGGAACCCAGACGGGAAAGCCAGCCUAGUUUUUAAUCUCAGAAGACGUGCUAAUCAGCUGAAAUGAGGCAGGCAUGCAUUCUUCAGGCUGAUGUAUUUCGUGGCUUUGCUUUAAAGAAAUGAUGGAAUCCUAAAUUUACAACUUAAAUUUCCUCUGAAGGAUGAAAAAUCUACAAUUUUUUUUGUCAUUGUCUUUUUGACUUGUGAACUAAUUACUAAGAGCAUUGUCAUAUCUCCAGAUCAAGAACUGGUCUUGUGUCAUGUUAUUAGGACUGUGUCCACUAGUUAACGCUGCGUUCAUGUCUCUCUGGAAGAACAGUGUGUGAAGGAAGGCAUUGUUUAUUUUUAUGUAUCCAAAUCAUACAUUGUCUUUGAUAUAUCUGCUUUGCUAUCUUGGAACUCGGUAUUGUAUGUUGUCUUUCCCAAGGAUCUGAGUUGGUCUUAAAGAAGGCUUUUAGAAACCCUCUAUUAUCCUGUCCAAAUAUAUAAUUUUAUUCUUUUCUUAUGCCCCAUAUUUCUCCACCUCUGUCUUCUUUGUGCUAAGCUCAGUGUUUUACUUAUAUUGUGACACAGUGAUCCUCUGGGGUAAACCCCACUACCCUCAUUUUAUAUCUGGGGAAAUUGAGGCUUAUAGAGCUUCAUAUCUUACCCUUGUUUUCACCUUUCCAGAGAUAUCACCACACAGAGCUAAGUGAAGACUGGUGGAUUUAAGUCUUCCUAACAUGAAGAUUUUUUGACUAAAAAAUGCAUUGCCCACUCCCAUGGAUAUUUGUCCUAAAGCCUGCUUGGUAAGAAGGGUCUAGUUUUCGUAUGCUACAUGAGCCAAAGGGACUUUAAUGUCCUCUAAUGUGAAUAGUCCUUAGCUCUUUGGAACAGAAAAAGUAGGUAUUUGAAAGCUCUUACUUGCUCCAGACAUGCCAUUCUUUUCUCCUAGUGCUCAGGUGGAGCUGGGUCCAUGUGUUCCUUGCUUCCCAGGUGAGCUUUUGUUCUCAAGACUAAGGGACCUAACAAGAGUGUGUGCUGAGUCACCAGUGCAGGACUGGCUGCCUCUGCACCUGCUUGUCUAGACCUGAGCGGCACAGGGCAGGUGGAGCUUGGGGCCAAAGCUCCAAAGACAGUUACCCCUGGAGGGAAGGGUGGCUGUUACUCUGAGUCAGAUCUCUAGAUUUGGGUUUACCCAGCAUCCUUUUAUGGGCUAUCGUAAGUUAUAGACAGUAAAAUAUCUUGAGGGAACAAGAACUUAUCUGUCAUACUGCUGAUGCCUUUCCAAGUAGUAUUAGAACAAUAUUUUGGUGUUUUGUGUUUGUCUCUAAUAGAAAUGCCAAGGCUUUAAGAUAAAGAUAAGAAGAUAAUGAGUGGC
Ictidomys tridecemlineatus (thirteen-lined ground squirrel) is the source of this 2485-nucleotide messenger RNA. It is a transcript of the gene Exog, whose product is annotated as exo/endonuclease G. Gene Ontology annotation, molecular function: single-stranded DNA endonuclease activity; nucleic acid binding; RNA endonuclease activity. Lineage: Eukaryota; Metazoa; Chordata; Mammalia; Rodentia; Sciuridae. The record is from RefSeq and is a predicted model, not a curated record. Gene Ontology annotation, biological process: apoptotic DNA fragmentation. Gene Ontology annotation, cellular component: mitochondrial inner membrane; nucleus.